This is a messenger RNA of Drosophila navojoa, 2865 nucleotides long. It is a transcript of the gene Pms2, whose product is annotated as mismatch repair endonuclease PMS2. Gene Ontology annotation, biological process: mismatch repair. NCBI's taxonomy places the organism in Eukaryota, Metazoa, Arthropoda, Insecta, Diptera, Drosophilidae. Gene Ontology annotation, molecular function: ATP-dependent DNA damage sensor activity; ATP binding; ATP hydrolysis activity. Gene Ontology annotation, cellular component: MutLalpha complex. The record is from RefSeq and is a predicted model, not a curated record.
CGCGCGCUGAACUGUUGUUUCGCAUUUUAAUGAGUUAUUUUCUUAAAUUAUCGCAAACAUGAUUGAAAAUGAGGUAGAUGAAGGCAUACCACAGCCUACAAGUGCUGCGUCGGGUCAAAUAAAGGCCAUAGCCAAGGACACUGUGCACAAGAUCUGCUCGGGUCAGGUGGUGCUCAGCUUGGCUGUGGCCAUCAAGGAGUUGGUGGAGAAUUCUAUAGAUGCCGGCGCCACACUAAUUGAGAUUAAGCUGAAAGAGCAAGGCUUGCAGGGCGUGGAAGUUUGUGAUAAUGGCAGCGGCGUUGAGGAAUCCAAUCUGGAGGGCAUGACUGCCAAGUAUCACACCUCUAAGAUACGGGAAUUUGUUGAUCUGCUCGGCGUGGAGACAUUCGGCUUUCGUGGCGAAGCUUUGAGCUCGCUCUGUGCACUCUCUGACAUGACAAUACAGACGCGACACAAGUCCACAAAUGUGGCUCUCAAAAUUGAACUUGAUCAUGAGGGUCGCAUCAAGAAGCGUUCGCCCUGCGCCCGCGGCGUGGGCACAACCGUCAGCCUCAGCAAUCUCUUUGGCACUCUGCCUGUGCGUCGUCGUGACUUCACUCGCAAUAUCAAAAAGGAAUUCAACAAGAUGUGCCAAAUACUGCAGGCCUAUUGUCUAGUCACACGCAAUGUGCGCAUCAUUUGCAGCAAUCAGAGUGCAAAGGGUGCCAAAUCUGUUAUACUACAAACCCAUGGGGCAGCCGAUGUGUUGGCUAACAUUUCGGCCGUAUUUGGAGCACGUCAGGUCGCGGACUUGGUGCCACUCAAAUCACCACUCGAGGCGGGCCAACUGAGUGAGGCGGGUUUGCGUGAGGCGCUACAAACGGCGACCGAUGCAGCCGAAACGACUUGCGUGGAGUUUAAUGCCGAGGAUGUGGAACGGCUCAAUGAGGCGGGCUUUGAGCUGGAGGGUUAUAUUUCCAGCUGUCGUCAUGGAGCAGGUCGUUCCACACGCGAUAGGCAAUUCUUCUUCGUCAACUCAAGGCCCUGCGAGCCAAAGAAUAUAGCCAAAGUCAUGAAUGACAUGUAUCGUCGUUACAAUGUGCAGCAACAGCCUUUUAUAUAUCUCAACAUAGUAACAUCCCGCGCCGAGGUCGACGUCAAUUUGACGCCCGACAAGCGACAGCUGCUGCUCAACAAUGAGCGGAUAUUGCUGCUGGCCUUGAAGAAGUCGCUGCUGGACACCUUUGGCAAUCUGCCAUCCACAUUCCAAAUGCAAAAUGUUUCUAUAGCCAGCAUGCUGGAGCCAAAAAAGAAGACAGAGACCGCCGAAGCAGCAGCAGAUGAAACUGAAACUGAAACUGCAGAGCUUGAUGUGCCCAUUAGCUCGUCGCAGCGGUUCAUGGACGUCUUGAGUCAAUGGCGACGCACAGGCGAUACGAAGGGCAUCGCACCGCCAGCGCCUGUUAAGCGACGCGCGGAUGAAACAGCUGAGAUAAAUGCGCGCACUAUGAAGCUGCAAAAAAUACAGGAUUUCCUUUCACAGGAGACGACCCAAGCGAUUAGCUACAAAAGCGAAUCGUCGGAGGAGGAGCAGGAGGUGCAGCAGGGCGCUGAGAAGCCACAGAAAUCGCUGGACAGCAGCUUAGUCAGCUUAAAGCAGCUCAAGCAAGAGUCGCUGGCUUAUGAUGAGCUAAUGCAACCUGGUAAUGUGACACCGCUCAAGAGUCGAUUGAGCAUAGCGGAGGCUAAGCCAGCAGUUGCGUCGCCUGCUGAGAAGGAGUCGGAGGAGCAGCUGCUUGAGGUUCAUGCAAAAGCUGAUAUUGCCAGCGAAUCCUCCAAGAGAGAAGACCACUUGGAAGCUGUAAUCACUUCCUCUCAGGCAACUAACGAGACCUCCUCCACCUCAGAACCCUCCACUGCCUCUCAGCCAACAUCCGAGUUCUGUCAACUCCCCCCAUCUCAGUCGGCCAUCGAGUACAGUGAUGAUGAAAUUGAAAUGCCUAAACGCAUCGAAUUCGAUGGCAACAGCGAUUCGGAUACGUCACCGCCAAACGUAGCCAGCGGCGAGCUACGCACCACAUUGGAGCAAAUCCGAGCCAGCUUGCAGGCGCAAGAGAAGCAGCAUGUGGAGCGCAAGCGCUCGGCCAAGCUCCAGCGUUUGCGCUUCAAGAGCGAAAUCAAUCCGAAUCAGAAUAAAAAUGCGGAGGCCGAGCUGCAGAAGGAAAUAACCAAAGCGGAUUUCAAGCGCAUGCAAAUCAUUGGACAAUUCAAUCUGGGCUUCAUCAUUGUGAAGCUGGAGGAUGAUCUCUUCAUAGUGGAUCAGCAUGCAGCCGAUGAGAAAUACAAUUUCGAGAUGCUGCAACGCAACACGCAACUGGAGCACCAGCGUCUCACCGUGCCACAGGCACUGGAGCUGACGGCUGUCAAUGAAAUGAUAUUGCAGGAUCAUUUGUCGGUGUUUGAAAAGAAUGGAUUUAAGUUUGAGAUAGAUGCAGAGGCACCACCCACACGAAAGAUACGUUUGCUGGGCAAACCCUUCAGCAAGAACUGGGAGUUUGGCAAAGAGGACAUUGAUGAGCUGAUAUUCAUGCUACAGGAUGCGCCAGAGGGCACAGUCUGCAGACCUUCCAGGAUACGCGCCAUGUUCGCCUCGAGAGCGUGUCGAAAAUCUGUUAUGGUUGGCAAAGCGCUCAAUCGGACAACCACCAUGAGGAGGCUCAUCACACAGAUGGGCGAAAUUGAACAGCCCUGGAAUUGCCCGCACGGCCGCCCCACCAUGCGUCAUCUAAUCAAUAUCACGAUGCUUAUGGAUGAGGAUGAGGCCGAAUGACAACGACGCCGCCAAACGAAUCACUGGAAGCCGCAAUAAAACCAGCUACAGCCAAC